Molecule: messenger RNA, 2076 nt
Organism: Trypanosoma conorhini
Lineage: Eukaryota; Euglenozoa; Kinetoplastea; Trypanosomatida; Trypanosomatidae
Exons: 1
Coding region: 1-2076 (691 amino acids)
Source: RefSeq, a predicted model, not a curated record
AUGUUGGGCCAUGGCUCGCACCCCGCACACUCCUUGCGGGCUCUAACAAACCCAAAGGUUGGUGUGUGGUGUUCCAUCUGCAAGGCGUCCGCCCAUCCGUCCAUGGCAGGAUGGUGCAUCUGCGUGCACGAGGAGUGUGGAUGCGUUCUCUGCCCCAAGUGCUCUGAAGUGGAAGAACAGAUGCUUGACGCUCCGCAGGUCAUCACACGCAACCCAGUGCUGGGGCACGAGGACAUGACUGUCUGCCUGCGCACCCGCCCGUGCAGCACUGCCCAGGUGUUGUCCCCGCUUUACUCCGGCCAGUUAAUGGUUGCCGUUUCCAGCGCCAAAGGGACCGUCGAUGCAGGAGAGACGUACUACAGGGUAAAAACCGGUGGAUGGCUCAACGUUGCUCACGUUGUGCGUAUUCUUCCGUCGCAGCGACUUGUGAAUGAGCUCGCCGGAACCCACUUGCGAGCCAACGAGCAGCAAUCCGAUGAAUUAAUGGACCUGAAUGAUCUGGUCCUUUGCAUCACUGAGAGCCUUCGGCUAAUGGAUGAUCGUUCUCCGUACGGGCCGGUCAUGGCAUUGCUUCUCUUUUUUCCACUGUUUCAGUACUACGCAAAUAUUACACUGGUUUCGUCAGAGGGUCGCACUGCCCUUUUCCGUGCGUCUGGGGUGUUGAUUCAUUGCCUCUUCAAGUACAACGUGCUCGAGGAGGUUAGCGCGUGGGUGAACAACGUGGAGGAUGGAGCAAAGGUGACGCUGCUGGCACUCUACGUGGAUCUCUUAGCGAAGUCGCUUCUUUUGAUGCGGGACAUGGCGGAAUCGAAAAUUACGGAGCUUCCUUACCUAUUUGGCCCACUCAUAACGCGGACCGCCGCGGUGGUGCUCAAACUCGUUCCCGUCGUCGAGUGUGGGAUACCCCCGUACGAGAACGUCACCGAACUGCUGCGUGCGCCAUCCGUUGCCGGGCAACCGGUGAACUUUGAAGAAGAAAAGGCACGGCUCUACUCCUUUUGCUGCAACAUGUUGGAAACGGCGGGGUGGUUGCUGCUGCAUAACUCCACCUUUACGUACGAACUCAAAGACCUUCGCCCCCUCCGCGCUGCCGUCUCUGUUGUCCCCAACUCAGAGAAUCUUGCGUGCAUGCUUUGCCGGGUUGUGACGAGUGCGCUGGAGCGGGCCCCGUCAUUGCAGCGGCGGGUGCAUGAGCUGGAUGUUAUAGAGGUAGCCCUCUCGCUUGCCAGGAGGGAGAUAUCUGCGGGGAGUCAGAUCGCGGUGUUUAAGCUCAUCUCUGCCAUUGUGCACAAGUCGCCGAGCAACAUCUCACAGAUGGCGUCGUUUGUCAUUGCACCGCUGAUUCACCUGGCCAUGGUGGCCCAGAACGCCAAUGUAGCUAACGCGGCGUUUGACUGCUUUGCGGAACUAGCCUACAACGGCCAACGGGUGGAGGGUUCCCGAGCUGAUUUACAGAGUGAAGAGUCGGGGCUUCCACAGUGCUCUGCCGCCCUUCGCCCGCAGGAGGUGUCAUAUCAGCCGAUGAGCGUCUAUGAAGUUGGGGGUCACCGACAGGCCUUGUGUGAGUUCUGCAGUCACGCUCACCCCCCUAGGAACGCGGUGCCUCUGUAUGAACUCCAAUUCGCAUAUUUUAGAUGCCAGUGUCAGUGCUGCGGGUACGUGCGGGCGGCGCCUCUGCUUCCGCCGGCAAACGUCCCAACGACGUCGGCCGUUCAAAAGAUGCUGAAGGAGGGCAUCAUAGCAACCAUGUUCUCUUGGACCAAGCGCAGGGACAUCGGACGUCGUCAACGCCGUUGGGCGUUUGGCGCUGAAGAUCCCUGUCCCGGCGGAGGUGCCGCACGCCCUUUACGGCGCGCUGCUCGGGAAGGGCCUCGCCGGCUACGAGGAUGCCCUGCUCGCCAUCGCCGUCCACUCGCACCUGCCGGCCGUGCGAGAGAUGCAGCGGGAUUACCCGUCCGCCGCGGUAUCGCAGUACUUGUCGUGCCAGCCCAGCUUCAGGGCUGCCGCCCUCGCCGAGGCAACGCCCGGCAAGGGCUCGCAGAGUGCGGAACCCGACGGACUCACGCCAUCGCCUGA